ACGGGCUGCUGUCACUUAAAAAGCUCCGCGGCGCCUAACGGGCUGGGACACGGGCUGGGACACGGGCUGGGACACGGGCGGGACGGCAGCGGAGCGCUGCCAGGUGCCCCAGCCGAGCGGCCCCGCACCUGUCCCGCACCUGUCCCGUAUGCGCGGCUCCCGGAGCGCCGCCGCGGCUGCGGAGCCCUGAGCGGAGCCCAGCCUCCCCCCGCCGCCCCGGGGCUGUCGCCGGGCCAUGGCCGCGGAGGGGACGGAGCUGCCCGGCGGCAACGCCAGCGCCAACCAGAGCGCCGCCGACCCCGCGGUGUCGCGGGACGUGUGGAUGGUGGGCAUGGGCAUCCUGAUGUCGCUGAUCGUGCUGGCCAUCGUCUUCGGCAACGUGCUGGUGAUCACGGCCAUCGCCCGCUUCCAGCGCCUGCAGACCGUCACCAACUACUUCAUCACCUCGCUGGCCUGCGCCGACCUGGUCAUGGGGCUGGCCGUGGUGCCCUUCGGCGCCUGCCACAUCAUCAUGGAGAUGUGGAAGUUCGGGAACUUUUGGUGCGAGUUCUGGACCUCUCUGGACGUGCUGUGCGUCACGGCCAGCAUCGAGACCCUGUGCGUCAUCGCCGUGGACCGGUACUUCGCCAUCACCUCCCCGUUCAAGUACCAGAGCCUGCUGACCAAGGGCAAGGCGCGCGUGGUCAUCCUGGUGGUGUGGGUGGUGUCGGGCCUGACCUCCUUCCUGCCCAUCCAGAUGCACUGGUACCGGGCGGACCACGAGGACGCCAUCCGCUGCUACCAGGACGAGAUGUGCUGCGACUUCUUCACCAACCAAGCCUACGCCAUCGCCUCCUCCAUCAUCUCCUUCUACCUGCCCCUCGUCGUCAUGGUCUUCGUGUACGCCAGGGUCUUCCAGGUGGCCAAGAAGCAGCUGCAGAAGAUAGACAGGAGCGAGGGGAGGUUUCACACCCAGAACAAGGAGCAGGAGCAGAAAGGGGGAGCCGGGCACCGCCGCUCCUCCAAGUUCUUCUUGAAGGAGCACAAGGCCCUCAAAACGCUGGGCAUCAUCAUGGGCACCUUCACGCUGUGCUGGCUGCCCUUCUUCAUCGUCAACAUCGUGCACGUCAUCCAGGACAACAUCAUUCCCAAGUACCUGUACAUCCUCUUGAACUGGCUGGGCUACGUCAACUCUGCCUUCAACCCCCUGAUCUACUGCCGGAGCCCCGACUUCAGGUACGCCUUCCAGGAGCUGCUGUGCCUGCGCAGGUCCGCCCUCAAGAUGUACGCCAACGGCUACUCCAACAGCAACGGCAGGAGCGACUACAACGAGGAGGACAACGGCUACCCCCUGGCCGCGGAUAAAACCUGCGACCUGCUCUGCGAGGAGGGCUCCUUCCCUCGCCCCGAGGACUUUUUGCACGGCAAAGAGAUCCCUGGAUGCCCAGGAAUGGUGGAGAGCUGAAUGACCCCAUUGCUGUUCCUCACACCCUGAGCUCGUGAGGGCUCUGCAGAGAUGGAGGGGGAGCCCGGCCUCGCUUCCCUGAGCCGGGGGGUGCUGUGGGAAGUGACUGCCUUGGCAAAGUCCUCAUCCCAACCCACCACCCACCACGCAGCACCUCCAGGAGAAGCUGGGCAAGGACAACCAAGGGACCAGGAGAGGCUCUGCGAGCCUUGGAGGACACCAAGAAGCCACGGGAGCUGAAGGAGGGGAUGCCCAAGCCACGGCAGAUGUGCCGAGGGUUUUUUCCCCCUGGGAAAAGCCUUUCCAAAAGGGAGCACCGGGCCCGCGUGUGGGCUCCAGCUGGUCUGGAAGAGGCACAGCCAGGUCUCCCAGCCAGGGCAGGAGCCCAGCAGGGCGUGUCCACGUGCUGGGUGGGGAUCCAGGUGAAACAGGAAUCUGCCCAAGACCAAGAGAGAGGAGCGUGGAAGAUUCCUUUGAUUUACUCUGUGCUUGUUUCUCCUCCUGGUGUCUUCUCUGUCUACCUCUUCUCCUCCAGAGAGCACGAGGGGUCCUGACUGUCACUAAGGAGCAGAAGGAUUGGCACAGGGCAGGAAUUUGUUCUCUCCUUGCUCCAAAAGAUCUCCAGCUGUCCUGCCUGGACUGCAGCCCUUGGAAAGGCUGGGACCUGGCAAUCCUUUUCCUCGCAGGAAGUGACAUUUCAGCAGGACCAGCCACCCUUGGGAGCCAAGCUUUCCCACCUGAGGCUCAGAGCAUGGCAGGACAUCCAUCCCUCUCCUGCAGCUGUGGGAAGGAGCACACCGAGCUCCUGACUUUGGACUGUGGAAAAUUCAUAAAGCAGAGAAAGAGAUGGAGGGACUUAGGGCCUCAGGCAGAAAACAGCAGGAAAAACUGGCUGAAAAACCAUAAACAAACUGCACCUUGGACUGGCAGGUGGUGGCCCAGCUGCAGCUCUGUGGCCACUGGGCUGCUCCCAGAGCUGGGCAGGACGUGCUGGUACUGAACUGUGGGAGCCCCAUCUCAGACCUUCCCUCUCGGGCUUCCAGCUGCAAAACCUUUCCCUCCAGUGCAAUCCUAUUUAUUUAUUUAUUAUCUCGCUGCUUGACGUGAAGCUGCUAAAGGAGCCCCCUCCCCACAAACACCCACCCAGGCCUGUGUGAGGGCACUGAGCAGAGGGGCAGCACCCAGGGACGCCUCCCACCACACCAGGAGCCACCUCCUGGUGAAGGGCCCUGCUGUGCUGAGGGGCUGGACUUGGUGGUCUUUGAGGUUCUUUCCAAGCAAACCCAUUCUGUGGUUCUGUGGGAUCUGAAAAAGAUGUCCCAUCCCCAGAGGUGUCCAAGGAUGGGUGGAUGGAGCUCUGAGCAUCCUGGGAAAGUGUAAAGUGUCCCUGCCCAUGGCAAGGGGUGGAACUGGGUGAGCUUUAAGGUCCUUCCAUUCUAGGAGUCAAUGGACAGGGAGUGGGCACACGAGGGAAGAGGAAAAACUGAGACCAGGACUGUCCCCGGGGUGAGGAUGCAGGGUUGGUAAUUGUGGGUCUGUCAAGGACUGAGAGCAGGCUGGGCAGAGCUGUGCUGGGAGGACAGAGGCUGCAGGAGCUCAGCAGUGCCCCUCCAUCCCGACUUUCUUUGUGCAGAGCCACGAGAGUUCUCACCUGGGGGGCUCUCAGGUGCCCUGCUGCUCUCCCACAGCUUUCAGGAUACCCUGGAAUCCCUUGGCACAGCUCCCAGCUGCCCUAGCAGAGCCUGAUUUCUCCUUUCCCUCUGAAGAACCCCACCAGGGCUUAGUCCAAACCUGCUGAAGGGAGAUAUUUCCCAACAAAAACCUGUUCCUCAGAAGAUUCCUGGCUGGCUCCAGUCCCUCAUUCUGUACUGGAAACAGUUUGCAGGUUAGGGACAUGCCUGGGGUUGUGGCAGUUCUCUUUCUCCCCAGGCCCUGAUGUGCAAGAGCAGGAGAGGAAGGGAUGAACUUCAGUCAUUUGCCAGCCCAAAGGCAGGGACCUGCCUUGCAGCGCUGUCCAAAUCCAUCUGCCUGCCCCUUCAGGCUUGUUCCAGGGAUUCCAUCCUCUGCUGGAUCUAUUCCUGAGCACCCUGACCCCGGGGUCGCAGUGCUGUCCCCUGGGAGGUGGCUCCGUGCUCCACUGCAGGAGCUGCUGGGAGUUUCCCACCUGUGUUUGCUCCUGGAAGCUUCAUUCCAUUUUAACUCAUGCUGCUCCUCAAGCCCCUGCUGUCCAUGUUCUCCUGCCACCUCACCAGGGCUCCUCUUCCCAUUCCAAGACCCUCCCUGGCUCCUGGUCUUUAAUGAGGAAUCCAAUCCCACCCCUGGCAGUGCCCAGCUGUGAGCCUGGAAUCACUGAGGAAUCCAAUCCCACCCCUGGCAGUGCCCAGCUGUGAGCCUGGAAUCACUGAGGAAUCCAAACCCACCCCUGGCAGUGCCCAGCUGUGAGCCUGGAAUCACUGAGGAAUCCAAACCCACCCCUGGCAGUGCCCAGCUGUGAGCCUGGAAUCACUGAGGAAUCCAAUCCCACCCCUGGCAGUGCCCAGCUGUGAGCCUGGAAUCACUGACGAAUCCAAACCCACCCCUGGCAGUGCCCAGCUGUGAGCCUGGAAUCACUGAGGAAUCCAAUCCCAGCCCUGGCAGUGCCCAGCUGUGAGCCUGGAAUCACUGAGGAAUCCAAUCCCAGCCCUGGCAGUGCCCAGCUGCUGCUCCCUCCCUCCUCUGGGGUGCAGGGAAGGGGCAAACGGAGCCAAAAUGGAUCAGUGUUGGCACUGAGCGCUCCUGUCCCAAAAUAUCAGGAAGAAAUCCUUCCCUGUGAUGGUGGGGAGGCCCUGGAAUGGAUUUCCCAGAAAAGCUGAGGCUGCUUUGUCCCUGGAAGUGUCCCAGGCCAGGUUGGACAGGGUUUGGAGCCACCUGGGAGAGUGGAAUGUGUCCCUGCCCACGGCAGGGGUGGGAAUUAAAUGAUCUUUAGUGAAUUAAAUAAUCUUUAAUGAGUUAAAUGAUCUUUAAUGUCCCUCCCAAGCGCAGCCAUUCCAGGACUCUGGGAUCCCGUGGGGAGCAGUCCCUGGCAGGGACAAGUGCUCAGCUCAGCAGAGCCCAGCCUGAGCCCUGGCCGUGGGGAUGCUCCAGGAUUCCCGUGGAGGUGUGUGGGAACGUGUGGGGAAUGGGAACUGAGCCCUGCCCUGCCUGGGAAUCCCAUCCACGGGCUGGAGCUGCCGGGGGCUGGGGGCACGCGGGGAGCUGGCCUGGGGAGCUCUGGGUGCAGCUGGAGCACCACGGGGAGGGUCCCAGCUCUGCUCCUGCCACCGAACAAACUGUCCCCACAAAUAAAGAAUGGAAAGCGCUGCUCUUCCCACUCUGCUUUUUCCCAGCUGGGAGGGGCUGCCCCUGGCUGCUGGGGGCACAGAAAUGCCAGGGCGGUUUGGGAGGGGCUGGAUGCACUCGGGAAAAGCAGGGGGACAGAGCCCUGCAGGGAUUCCUGGUGCUGCUGGGGGCUGGGUGCCAAUAACUCCAGCUGGGAAUGGGCUUGGGACCAGGCUGGAGUGGAGCUGAGCAGCAGCAGGGCAGCGGUGUGGGGCUGCAGGAGGAGGAGGAGGCACCAAACAAACCGGGGAGGAGGAGGAGGAGAAAAGAGGGUGAAGGGAGAUGAAGAAGGUGCUGAGCAUCCCGAGGGUUUCACAGGAUGGCAGCAGAGGAAUCUGUGGCACUGUGCUGUCCCCUGGGCUGGUUCUUCACCCAAAUCUCCUGAAUUCCCCUCCCCAUCCCUGCUGUUCUCCCGGCUGACCCAGGGCAGGGUGGCACUGACAGCAUGGCAGCUUCUCAGGAGCACUGGCAGGGGAAAAAAUCGGUCCCCAAACAAGGAAAGAAUCAAAAUGACACAUUUCCAACUGAAUUAAUGACGAGACAAUUAAUCAUCCCAAUUAAAACCUGUGGAGAACCCGGAGAGCCCUAAUCCAUAAAGAUGCUCCAGGCAGCAGCACCCCGGGGCUUCACACUGCUCUGGCAGUGCAGGAACUGCAGGCAGCACUGCCAGGAGAAUUUGGGGAUUUUAUCACAGGCCAGCCUGAAAAGGAGAAUUUGGGGAUUUUAUCACAGGCCAGCCUGAAAAACUGCACAGAUCCCCAUGGAGUCACCCCCUGCUUUUCAGUGCCACUGAGCACUAAACUGCUCAUCCCUGCUGUCUGUCUGGGACAUUCCCAAAGUCACCUUGUGUGCCACCCACCCACCUCAGAGCCAGGCCCAACCUCUGCAGGCAUGGAUGGAUUUUCCUCCU
Molecule: messenger RNA, 5711 nt
Organism: Motacilla alba alba
Lineage: Eukaryota; Metazoa; Chordata; Aves; Passeriformes; Motacillidae
Gene: ADRB2
Product: adrenoceptor beta 2
Exons: 2
Coding region: 236-1444 (402 amino acids)
Biological process (GO): adenylate cyclase-activating adrenergic receptor signaling pathway; negative regulation of smooth muscle contraction; norepinephrine-epinephrine-mediated vasodilation involved in regulation of systemic arterial blood pressure
Cellular component (GO): membrane
Molecular function (GO): norepinephrine binding; beta2-adrenergic receptor activity
Source: RefSeq, a predicted model, not a curated record